Molecule: messenger RNA, 4077 nt
Organism: Anguilla anguilla (European eel)
Lineage: Eukaryota; Metazoa; Chordata; Actinopteri; Anguilliformes; Anguillidae
Gene: tbxtb
Product: T-box transcription factor Tb
Exons: 8
Coding region: 1656-2969 (437 amino acids)
Biological process (GO): mesoderm formation; somitogenesis; regulation of transcription by RNA polymerase II
Cellular component (GO): nucleus
Molecular function (GO): DNA-binding transcription factor activity, RNA polymerase II-specific; RNA polymerase II cis-regulatory region sequence-specific DNA binding
Source: RefSeq, a predicted model, not a curated record
CACAAAAAAUGAGUUUCACUUAAAAAUAAUAUUAGACAUGACUUUCCUCAAAAUAGCCUCCUUUGGCAUUAAUUAAAAUUAGACGAAUUAUUGGAAAUAUCCAAUUAUUUUGCAAAUGAGGGUGGGAGAGAGAUGGAGGGGUAGUUCAAUUUACUGAAAUCUUAUCUACCUUAAGUUUAAGUUAAGUUUUUUUUUUUUAGACCAUUACAUAUACAUAACUAUAUAACAUUACAUUUGUAUUAAAUUUAGCACAUUAAAUUAAAAAUAAAAAUUACACUAUGUUAUUCAUUUGGCGUCACCACAAUUUACCUAGCAAUAAGAGGGGUCUCAUAGUGACAUUCUUUAAAUUCAGAUAGAAUAGUCUAUAUAAAAACAGAAAUUGUGCUAUUAUAGGCCUACGUUAGCCUUUUAUUGGCUGGGCCUACGUCAUAGUCCUACAAUAUACUGUCAGGUAGGCUAGGGCGCUAGGCUACAACAUAUUAGCCGCAAUGUAUGCUACUGAGGGAAAUAGCUGUGCCUAAAGAAAUUACUUUACGUUAGUCUAUAGGCCUAUACUGAAUUGAUUGAUCCGGGGGAAAACGGAUUUUCGACGUUGAUAUUUUGGCUGGUGCGUCUCGAUUUGUAUUUAGUAUCCCUUUUAUGUGGCGUGCAGACAGUCGUUUCCGUUUUGCGGGCAUUUAGUGAGUUCUGUGAGUUGUGCGUUUCCUGAGCUUUGUCACCUCAGCACUGUGAUUCCCACGGCCUCUGAAACUACUUAAAACCUCACUGCCUCCACUGUGGAGCAAUUCUGUCAUCUCCAUAUUUACUUUUUCAUAAGAUAAAUAAGUUGUUAUUACUUUAUUAUCCUAUGAAACGUACCCAUUCGAGUAUAAUCAACUUUGGCUUGCACGUACAGAUUAGAUCAUAUAAUAAUGAUUACAGCUUAAAUGAUGAUUAGCCUGUAUAUGUGUCAAUACUAUUGACAGUUUGUCUGUUGCUUUUAAUUAUAAUAAAAAUCUGAUAUAAUAAAGUAUGGCAAUAUCUUAAAUCCCUUUGGCAAUUUGUUUACCAUAGGUUGUUUGUGGGUAUUUUGUGGUAUUUAUGCAAUUUAUAGCACAACCAUAUUUCUACGAAAAGCGUUUAUUGUUAUUUUUCGACAAAAUGUUGCAUGACAUAUAUAAGCAAAUACAUUAUUCACAAAUGUGUAACACAGUAACCUCUUGACUAUCAUAUACAAAUUUAAAGGCCAUACAAUAUAAACAACAUCUGGAAAUGUCUCGUUUCCCUGUUGCAGGUGUUGCUUUGAUAUAGGUGUAAAUAUUUGCAGAUUUAAGUAAAGUAGCUCUAUUCAAAUUUGCUGUGGGCAAUUGACUUCAGACGGCACUUUCCUUCUUGACUGAUAUGGCCGCGUCCGACCAAUGACGAACAGGAAGGUACACAUCAAAGCAAAGUCCAGCCAACCAGCUUCUCUCCUAAGUCCCGUAAAGUGUCGUGACGGAGGUAUGAGACUAUUUAGCUGGAACUAAUCAGACUGAUGACUUCAAAUCAAUUCUCUGAUAAAUUUUUGUGAAACAUGGGAAUAUACUGCCUGGACUGAAAGUCGUAUUUACAGGAUACACUAGCAUUUUUGAUACAAAAGCUAGCCUCACCAUAAAGCCCUGGAGAUUUUGAACAGAAUGGCAUCCAGUACCAGCGAAUGCCCCGGGAAAAGUAUCCAGUACCGAGUUGACCAUCUCCUGAGCGCAGUUGAAAACGAAUUACAGGCGGGGAGCGAGAAGGGAGACCCCACUGAAAGAGAGCUCAAAGUCAGUCUGGACGAGAGGGAACUGUGGCAGAAAUUUAAGGAACUCACCAAUGAGAUGAUUGUAACCAAGAACGGCAGGCGGAUGUUUCCAGUACUGAAGGUGAGCGUAUCGGGGCUGGAUCCAAACGCUAUGUACUCAUUCCUGCUGGAUUUCGUGGCAGCAGACAAUCACAGGUGGAAAUACGUGAACGGGGAGUGGGUCCCUGGAGGAAAACCAGAACCACAGGCCCCCAGCUGCGUGUACAUCCACCCAGACUCGCCAAAUUUCGGAGCGCACUGGAUGAAAGCCCCUGUUUCCUUCAGUAAAGUCAAAUUAACCAACAAACUCAACGGAGGCGGACAGAUCAUGUUGAACUCCCUCCAUAAGUAUGAGCCCCGUAUCCACAUAGUGCGCGUCGGCGGCCCGCAGCGGAUGAUCACGAGCCACUCUUUCCCAGAGACACAGUUCAUCGCUGUCACCGCGUACCAGAACGAGGAGGUCACUGCACUUAAGAUCAAAUACAACCCCUUUGCCAAAGCUUUUUUGGACGCUAAGGAAAGAACUGAUCAUAAGGACAUUAUGGAUGACGUUGGGGACAACCAACAAUCUGGAUAUUCCCAAUUAGGUGGGUGGUUCAUUCCUAGUACAGGAUCUCUCUGCCCCCCAGCGAACCCUCACCCCCAAUUUGGAGGAUCCCUGUCCCUGUCUUCCUCCUCACAUGGCUGCGAUCGCUACUCUACCCUGAGGAAUACCCGCUCUGCACCGUACCCCAGCCCCUACACCCACAGAAACCCAUCGCCAACCAGUUACACAGACAACUCGUCAGCCUGCCUGUCCAUGCUGCCUGCUCAUGAGAACUGGUCCGGCCUGCAGAUGCCCACCCACUCCAGCAUGCUGUCCAUGGGUCACAGCACCAGCUCCAGCACCACCUCAACGCAAUACCCCAGCCUGUGGUCAGUGGGUAACUCCUCUGCCACCCCAGUGUCCCAGUCUGCCGGGAUGUCCACUGCGUUCAGCUCUUCUUUCCUACGAGGCUCCACCAGUCACUACCCAGGCCUGUCCCAUCCCGGCACAGUGCCCCCCUCUGGCUCCCCGCUGUAUGACAGCACUGUCCCAACGGACUUGCACGACGUGUCCCAGUACGAUAUCUCGCCCCAUGCCCGCCUAGCAACCGCCUGGACCCCCAUCACUCCCCCCUCCUUGUAGGGUGGUGCACUUCCUCAUGGAGACAGUUGCCCAGAGACUGAAUGAUUGUACCUGAGUUGCUACCGCAGAGACUGAAUGAUUGUGCUUGAGUUGCUACCAUAGAGACUAUGAUUGUGCUUGAGUUUGCUUGUGCUUGAGGUACUACCAUAGAGACUAUGUGAUUGUGCUCGAGUUGCUACCAUAGAUACUCUAUGGUACACUCUAAAAUACGUCAUUAGAAAAAAGCACAAAGAAUUCAGUACAACUACUGAUGAACAUGAUGAAGCAAACGGGACCAUAUAGAGCUCUUACCUACUUUCUUGAUGUGACAUGAACACAUUAAUAAGCAUUAAUUGUAUUUUACCCUCUGUGAUCAUGUUAACCUGAGAUAAUUAGCAUCUACUGGCACACGAACACCUGCUUUGUUGAGAGAAAAAUUAGACCAUAGAUGUAGUUUCUGUUUUCUCUCAUGCUUUCCCUCGGUUUUACUCCCUGACUGGGAAUUCCCUAAUCGCGCUCAGGGAUUGAUUGUCUUCCCUGUCACAUUAGCAUUGUGACACUCACCACGACCUCCAUCGUCGACUCAGGAGCGCACAGACAGUCAUGUGCUCACCUUCAAAAGCAUGUGUGAUGUUGCUGCUGCUGCUUACACAUAUGUUUCAUUUCAAGAGACCAUGGCAUUAUUAAUGCCUGUCCAGGUCUGUAUAAUUGAAGAGCCACCAUUUUGUUAUGGCUGCUUCCCAUACAUUUUGGCUCAACACUGUCUGAUUUUUUCCACCAUGAGAUAUAAUUUGAUAAUGGAUACAUCUUUUAAACAGGAGAUGUUGAAGGCCAUAUGAAACUGCCGUGGAUUAUUUAUACUGUAUGUUUGAACGUCUUUGUACACUUUUUGUAGCAUAGCACUUUUUGUGCUAAUUGUACAGACCAUCCCUUGCCUUGUCAAUAUUGUAAAUAUGAAUAUAAUUUGGUUUAUUUUAUUGUUAUGGGAAGGAUGAAAAAACUAUUUUUCGGGGAUUGUAUGUAAUUCAUUUAUGUGUAUUUUGUGUUCACAAGCCAGGAAAGAAAUAUCUUAUUGUAACGUUACUCAUGAGCUGUUACCAAAGUGAACAUUAAAGGGUCUUGCUACAGG